AGGUCGAGUGCAUGUGACACGAUGCAGGACUUCAUUCAGAAUUGCAUCCAAAAGCCUUGAUUAUAAGUGCAAGAAAGGUUUUUUCUGGUGUUUUUAGAUCAUGAGGUGGUAAAUUUGGAGUUGCAUUCAAAGGAAAUAGUGAAAGUGAUCUUGGUUCCAUCAAAGAUAUUUUUCAUCCAUCACAUGGUGAUUGAAAGCAACUCUUGGUGGAGAGUCGCUCCAUCAUAAUGGAUUCACUAGAGCAAACCCGAGCAAGAUAAAUCACUCAACCAGUUGUUAUUGAUGACAGACAUUAUGGAGACCAACAACAAUGAGACCAACACCUACAAACCUACCAUUAUAAGCAAUCCAACGGCCAAUGAUAAUCACGAUAAUGAGAGUGCUGGGUUGAAACAACCACAAGAAGAGGUCAUAGAUCUGGGUUUUAGUGAGCCAGAAGGUAGUGUUGAAGAAAAAAAUAACCGAAAUGCUAAUGAUUCCAUGAGCAAUGCCAAACGGGGUUCUUCCAAUCCACAAAGAACAUCAUCUCUUCUGUUGACAGGUGUGCGAAUAUGUGGAAAUCGGAAGACCAAUCAUGUUCUUCAUGUCAUCUGGGCCUUGAUUUUGGCUACAGCGGGCAUGGUGCAAAUGGUGGCUGGAAUUUACUUCAUGAUGGAAUUGCCCAUCUUCUCACUGGGUUCCAAUAUUUGGACAGGAGCUUGGAACAUCUUCACCGGAAGUGUGACCUUGAUCCUUUGUUGUCAUGGUUAUGGGAUAACCGUCAUGAAAGCCCAAGGAAUUUUACUGCUGUCAUUGGCUGUUCUAUUGGUAAAUUUGGUGAACCUGCUCAUUUUGGAAGUGGGCGAAUGGAGAGGAUUUCUAACCGAUGAGAGCAAGCAAUACAUCAAGACCAAACAAUUGAAUGAUCUUAUGUAUCAUGCUUAUAUGACCACAACUAUUAGCACGGUGACCGCUAUGAUCGUCUCGUUUUUUGCCAGUCAGCAGACUUUUUGCUAUCUUCAAAUACAAAAUGACCACGAUGAGGAUGAUUUUGAGCGAAAAGAGCAUCAUUUCUCUUCUCUCGACUCUGACACAGUUCUCACAACGAAGGAUCUAGUUAAUCGACAAAGUGAUCUGACGGACACUUUGAACUUAAAGACGCCCUCUGGAGGUCCUCAACCGCAUCCAUCUUGGGUCUACAGGAAUACCUACAACACCUUGCAUCCCAGUCAAAAUUCGGUGAAGCGAUCCCUCUCUUUCCUGAAUGGAGGACAGAAGCAGAAAACGCCCACUGGCGUUUAUGAGAGAAGAUACGACCUCCUUGGGACAUUAUCGAAGAGCCUUCAAGGCAAUGAAAGUUUGGCGGGUGGACCAACCAGAAAACAUUCGUCCAUCCACACGAUUCCCGAGCUUUGUCGAGAGCCUCCAAUGCCUGCUCCACAUUUGCCUGCUCCAAACCAUCGCAAUUCGAAUUCGGCUGGAGCCGGAACGAUGAGGCAUGCCAUCAUUCGUCGACAUCAAUCGAUGUACAUCCAUCCUCGAACGACGACAGAGAUCCAAGCGGCUAAAGAUUUGACCUCGCAUUACAAGAUGCACGAGGUCAGCGGGAAGAGUGAGGUCCGGCCGAUUGUGACUCUUCAAAGAAGCAAAACAACGGCUGGUGCGACCUCCAAUUCGCUCCACUAUCGCGCCACAUCUAUUCAAACUCUUCACAGCCAUACCAUGCGACCUUCAAGAACCACCUUCAAUGCCUCGGUUAACAAGUACCUGGGAUCAAGGCAGACUGACUUCAACCAUAAUACCAUUGGGAACUACGGGAGGAAACCUGGAAGCUCUUCUAGAUCAUCAAAACUGUACGGGACAGCCGAGGAUCUCUGUGAAUUUCAGGCUGGUCGAAGUUUUGAUCUCCCAGACCCGGAGAAAUAUCGACGUAAAUACACACGGACCACCUCCAAUGCAGGGAAUGGAUCGUCAGAGUAUUGGUCGAGGAAAGCAGAUUCAAAGCCUGGUUCCGUCAUGUUCGACUCAGAGAACCAUUUAGAUCUGGCCAUGGUGGAAUCUUUCGAUCAUGAUAAGGACAGUUGUCACGGUAACAUCCGGUACCAAGCCGUGGACCGCCAGAAUAUCAACAGUCAACUCAGACAGAAUGCCAGAAGUUUGGAGAAUCUUCUUCACGAAGAAAGCACGCCUGAAAACGAGCGACAACAUUUGGGAUUAAUAAACAACCGAAGCCAUUAUGGUUCCACAGAGUCCAUUUCGAGUUUGGGAUCAACGCAGAAAAUAGUUUUAGAAGGAUCGGAUAAACCAAGUAGAAUGACCCAGACCCCAACCAGUCUAUACAGUCACGAAUCGUCCACCAUGAACACUAGUAAUGAUUCUCAUGAGAUGCCAGAUGAUGCCGUUUUAUAUGAUGUUCCUAAACGAAACAACACCCUGCAGAAGUCUAAUAGCCGUGUGACCAGCAACGGCAAACUCAGACUUCACGUGGAGAGCUUCAGAUCAGCCAAGAACACCAAUGGUACCCAAACAGAUCUGACUGUGAUGAAAAACAAGGAAAAUAUGUUGAGGCAACAUCAAUUCAAGAAACAUGCUGCUCCUCCAAGUAAACCCAUUCGAAAGACGAAACCAUUCCAAGGAACGAAAACGCUGACCGAUUGCAAUCAAAGUGACCGAUCUGCCAGUCCCGAUAACUCGUCAACAUCAGGUUACAGCUCCCCUUCGGCAGGUCCACUCUCGAAGGAAACUAGUCCAUAUGGAAGUAAGAUGGACGACAAAAUGAUGGAAGAGGAAAAUGAUCACGACAUCGGAGACCAUGCCGAUGAUCAUCAUUCAGAAGCCAGAUCUGACCGCCUUCUGGAUGAAAACGGGAGUAAGGUCACCGUGAUUCAAAUUGUCCCGGCAUCUUUAAGCAAUGACAUUCCAGAUCAUGAGCUUUCUUUUGAUGAGGGUGAAGGAUCGCCAGUAGACGAUGACUUGGAUGAUGAUUUUUUCCCAACAUCAGCAGCCAUAGACGAAUAUCGCCGGAUGAGGGAACAAUCGGUAUCGCCUCCACCUGCUCCUAGGCGGGAGCUACCGAGGAUUUCUACUAAUGGUACCUUGGGUCGUGGAUUUCACAAACGAAGACUUCCAGAUCACAAUCAAGCUUUGGCUAAUGGUCAAGCCCAGCGUGGAGGGAGCGACUCUCCAUACGACUCUGCCUCCAAUCUCGCUAGUCUUCUAAAUAAUCUGAAUCUGCCCACAAAGCGGAUGUACAGGUCGCCUCAUCCACGGCCUUCCAAUCUUCAGUUUGCUCAAGGUCGUGUGCCUUUACCCCCUGUUCCUGAACUGGAGAGAUCGGACCACGAAAGGGAAUCGAUCUCUCCUAUCCCACCCUCCAAAAUACCUUACUCUGAGCAAGAGCUCAUCCUCAAACCACUACCAAAGCGCAUGUCCCCUCUGAGGCCAUUACCAUCACCUUUGAGUACUCCCAUCCAACCAAACGACACCACGGCCGCUCGGUCCGGGCCAAUUCCACGAGCUCGACAACGUUUGCAAUCAACCCCCAGUGGACCACAGGGUAGAACGCAUCGCCAAGGAGUAACGAGGCCAAAUGAAACUCUGAGCGAGGAAGAAACAGAAGGGGAAAACGGUGGACGUCAGGAAGUGGACGAUAACCUUGUAGCCUUGCUCGAACUUCUGAGAGAAAAAAGUCGUGAGGGUCAACAGCGUGGCAAUGGUGACCAUCCUAAAGAAAACACACUCCAAUACUUAUCCCAGUUGGAGCACGUGGCUCGACAACUUAAAGAUCAGUUACUCAUGCAGCCACCAGGGGUCCAUGGAAAUCCAAUUCGGAAGACAGAUCUGCCAUCUAGGAUCCCGCAAUAUAUUGGAAAGUCUCCAGAGAGAGACAUUAACAAUGAAUCCGACUGUUAACCAUAAAAUUCACUCUCUAUCGUUUUCUAAUUUUUUUUGUUAAUGCCGAGUUUAAUAAAUAAAUGCCCUUCGGCAAUGUGGCUGA
Molecule: messenger RNA, 3976 nt
Organism: Tigriopus californicus
Lineage: Eukaryota; Metazoa; Arthropoda; Copepoda; Harpacticoida; Harpacticidae
Exons: 8
Coding region: 283-3891 (1202 amino acids)
Source: RefSeq, a predicted model, not a curated record